CAGCACCGAAUCGGUCGGGAGAGCCGAGGGAGAAUCCGGGUGGAAGCGAGAAAUCCAGCCCGGCUCGCGGCGCCCGGUCCCGCCCCGGCCCUGGCUGGGCCCCCGCAGCGUGCGCGCCCGCCCCGCGCCGCCGGAUCGAGCCCCGUGCACGGCCACGGCAGGGGAGCUUCCCAGCCAUCACCCUGUGCACCCAACUGGAGAAAGUGAGCAAGAUCAAGCAGGCAGCGGUAUGCGGCACCCCCUGGCUGGCCCAUUGUCAUCAGAGCUGCUGUUGACCACCCCCUGGAGGCCCUGACGCCCUGGGGCACUUCUGCUCUGCACAGGACCACGUUGGGGUUUGCCAUGGUGACAUAAAGGGGUAUAGAAGAAGGAAGGAGCAAGACCAGCCUAUAGACUGUGCCCCUGGCUGGGGAAAGGGCCAGGGGCCCGGAUCCUUCUUUCCACUGCCAUCUGAACUUGAACGUCUUACUUCCUAAGUUUCUGAAUUUCUCAGUCAGUGGACAAUUCUUGGGCCUCCUGUGUGAGGCCUUAAGGGGGCCAGGCCAGGCUGGGCCUCUGCUAGUUGAGAUCUUGGGGGCCAGGAUGCCUGCCCUGGCAUGCCUCCGGAGGCUGUGUCGGCACAUGUCCCCACAGGCUGUCCUUUUCCUGCUGUUCGUCUUCUGCCUAUUCAGCGUCUUUGUCUCUGCCUACUACCUAUAUGGUUGGAACCGGGGCCUUGAGCCCUCAGCAGAUGCCUCUGAGUCUGACUGUGGGGACCCACCACCUGUGGCUCCCAGCCGUCUCCUGCCGAUUAAGCCUGUGCAGGCAGUUGCCCCUUCCCGAACAGACCCACUGGUGCUCGUAUUUGUGGAGAGCCUCUAUUCACAGCUGGGCCAGGAGGUGGUGGCAAUCCUGGAAUCCAGCCGCUUCAAGUACCGAACAGAGAUUGCACCAGGAAAGGGGGACAUGCCUACACUCACCGACAAGGGCCGUGGCCGCUUUGCCCUCAUCAUUUAUGAGAACAUCCUCAAGUAUGUCAACCUGGAUGCCUGGAACCGGGAGCUGCUGGACAAGUACUGUGUGGCCUAUGGUGUGGGCAUCAUCGGCUUCUUCAAGGCCAAUGAGAACAGUCUGCUGAGUGCACAGCUCAAAGGCUUCCCUCUUUUCCUGCAUUCGAACCUGGGCCUAAAGGACUGCAGCAUCAACCCCAAGUCCCCACUGCUCUAUGUGACACGGCCCAGUGAGGUGGAGAAGGGUGUACUGCCUGGCGAGGACUGGACUGUGUUCCAGUCCAACCACUCUACCUAUGAACCAGUACUGCUGGCCAAGACGCGCUCCUCCGAGUCCAUCCCACACCUCGGUGCAGAUGCUGGCCUGCAUGCUGCACUGCAUGCUACUGUGGUUCAGGACCUGGGCCUCCAUGAUGGCAUCCAACGUGUGCUGUUUGGCAACAACCUCAACUUUUGGCUGCAUAAGCUUGUCUUCGUGGAUGCUGUGGCCUUCCUCACAGGGAAGCGCCUUUCACUGCCUUUGGACCGAUACAUCCUGGUGGAUAUCGAUGACAUUUUUGUGGGCAAGGAGGGCACACGCAUGAAGGUGGAGGAUGUGAAGGCCCUGUUUGAUACACAGAAUGAACUUCGAACACACAUCCCAAACUUCACCUUCAACCUGGGCUACUCAGGGAAAUUCUUCCACACAGGCACUGAUGCUGAGGAUGCUGGGGAUGAUCUGCUGCUGUCCUACGUGAAAGAGUUCUGGUGGUUCCCCCACAUGUGGAGCCACAUGCAGCCCCACCUGUUCCACAACGAGUCUGUGCUGGCUGAGCAGAUGGCCCUGAACAAGAAGUUCGCUGUCGAGCACGGCAUUCCCACAGACAUGGGGUAUGCAGUGGCGCCCCACCACUCCGGUGUCUACCCUGUGCAUGUGCAGCUGUACGAGGCCUGGAAGCAGGUGUGGAACAUCCGUGUGACCAGCACAGAAGAGUAUCCCCAUCUGAAGCCUGCUCGCUACCGCCGCGGCUUCAUCCACAAUGGCAUCAUGGUCCUCCCUCGGCAGACCUGUGGCCUCUUCACACACACCAUCUUCUACAAUGAAUACCCUGGAGGUUCCAGUGAGCUGGACAAGAUCAUCAAUGGCGGCGAGCUCUUUCUCACUGUGCUCCUCAAUCCCAUCAGCAUCUUCAUGACACACUUGUCCAACUAUGGAAAUGACCGUCUGGGGCUAUACACCUUUAAGCACCUGGUGCGCUUUCUGCACUCUUGGACCAACCUGAGGCUGCAAACGCUGCCCCCCGUGCAGCUGGCCCAGAAGUACUUCCAGAUCUUCUCUGAGGAGAAGGACCCACUGUGGCAGGAUCCUUGUGAGGACAAGCGCCACAAAGACAUCUGGUCUAAGGAGAAGACAUGUGACCGCUUCCCAAAGCUUCUCAUCAUUGGCCCCCAGAAAACAGGCACCACGGCCCUCUACCUGUUCCUGGGCAUGCACCCGGACCUCAGCAGCAACUACCCCAGCUCCGAGACCUUUGAGGAGAUCCAGUUUUUUAAUGGCCACAACUAUCACAAAGGCAUCGACUGGUACAUGGAGUUCUUCCCUAUUCCCUCCAACACCACCUCUGACUUCUACUUUGAGAAAAGUGCCAACUACUUUGAUUCAGAAGUGGCACCACGACGGGCAGCUACCCUGUUGCCCAAGGCCAAGAUCCUUACCAUCCUCAUCAAUCCAGCUGACCGAGCUUACUCCUGGUACCAGCACCAGCGAGCCCACGAUGACCCAGUGGCUCUAAAGUACACCUUCCAUGAGGUGAUCACAGCUGGCCCUGAUGCAUCCUCAAAGCUUCGUGCCCUCCAGAACCGUUGCCUGGUCCCUGGCUGGUAUGCCACUCAUAUUGAACGCUGGCUCAGCGCCUUCCAUGCCAACCAGAUCCUGGUUUUGGAUGGCAAACUGCUGCGAACAGAACCUGCCAAAGUGAUGGAUACAGUGCAGAAAUUCCUUGGGGUGACCAGCACCGUUGACUACCAUAAAACCUUGGCGUUUGACCCAAAGAAAGGAUUUUGGUGCCAACUGCUUGAAGGAGGAAAAACCAAGUGUCUGGGCAAAAGCAAGGGACGGAAGUAUCCAGAGAUGGACUUGGAUUCCCGAGCCUUCCUAAAGGAUUACUAUCGGGACCACAACAUCGAGCUCUCUAAGCUGCUGUAUAAGAUGGGCCAGACACUGCCCACCUGGCUGCGGGAGGACCUCCAGAACACCAGGUAGCCUCGGCCACCACAGCCAGACAGAACGCUUGUGUUAGCAGGGAUGUCCUGCCUCACACUGAGCCAGACUGACCUGCCAAGAAGGGUGCUGGGCCCGGCCAGCCUAAAGCAACGAGCAAUACUCUGCUAAGGCCCAUUGGGGCCUGAAGUCCAGGCAGGUCUGCAAGCGCCUCAGAGCAUCCACUGCUGGAUGUGUGGCCUAUGGAACCUCUCUGGCACCAGAGGUCCAUUCCGUUCGCAGCUUCGCUGCCUGGGGAGACCGCUUGUGUUGGUGGAAGGUCAUUCCCUGGUAGGGGGAGUCCUGGAGACGCCCUCCGUCCCCUCAUUGUGUUCUACCACUCCUGCCCUUUCCUUUGUUACACGCCCCCUGCUCCAGCAGGGUGCCCCUCAGUAUUAGCUGUCAUAUUUCCCUGUCCUCCAGACAGUAAGGGAGAAGAGCGCAGCUGGGUCUUUCGCCCAACUAGGGAGAAAGACUGGGCAUGUCCUUGAGGGUUUCGAGCGAGGCUCUGCCAGGGUUUAGCUGGGCACCCAGAUGCACUCAUUGGUUGGAUGUGAGGGUGGCCAUCUUGAGAGGACAUACGGCCUCUAUAUGUGGGUUAAUAUUAUCACAUCUCAUCUUCCCUUUAGGGGAGAGUCUCUCUGGCCCCUAUUGUGUCCACCUAUUGCUCAUGGUCUCUUGUAGGCCCUGGGCCACUGCCAUGCCACUGGGCCUAGAGACAUGGGCCUUAGCCCUGUUCUGUUAACCUGGGUGGGACUGUGGUGUUUCCUGUGGUAAAGGCUGAGGCGAGUCAGGAGUCUGCCAGUGUCCAUGCUUUGUGUACAUACAUCGUUUUACAGCCACUGCCUCGGCCCAGCAGACAUGGCAGAGUUAGCAAGACUGCUGUCCACUGCUUUGCCCAGCAACCUGUGGCCGAGGGUCCCUGAGACCCCCCCUUAACCUCCCAAAUACUAAGAAGCUAAAGUAUUUUAAUAUUUUGUGUUUUUAUUUCUUGGUGCCAGAGUUUAUACCCUGGGUGCUGGGGUCGCACUGUGUUUUAUAUAUAUAUAUAUAUAUAUAAUGUGUAUAUAUAUAUUAUAUUUUUUUUGGUUGGGUUUGUUUUUAAUUCAGUCAUACACAAUGGUGGCAAGCCCUAGCCUCAAAGGGUGUCAUAUCUUAAUGCUAGAGAAUGAGUUGGAAGGGAAGAUGAGUGUUUAUGUAAGAGUCUAGGCCUCAGGGAGAUGGCUUGAAGGGUCCCUCUUCCCUCUCCCACAGAGGGAGCAGAGAUGUUAAGCUGGAAAGGAAGACCAACUCGCUCCAGGAAGUCUGGGUUUACAAGCCUAGUGGCCCUGGGGUGUUUGGGCCAUAGGGAAGAGCUGGGCUGGGGGGGGGAGGGCUGGGGCCCUGAGCUGCCCUCCCCCUCACAUGGUGCUAGGCUGGGGCUGCCUUGGAGUGGGAUGCCCACAGGGACCCACAGAAGUGUCUCCAGUCUCUGCAGGCACAGGGUCUCUGGGUGUUUUCUGCUUGGGUUGUGUUCCUGUCCCCUUUUAACAAUGUGAAGUGACUGAGGUUGGGUUACCUUUCCCUGCCCCUCCUCAACUGCCAAUUCAGUGUCCACCAGGCUUCUAGGACAUACUGGACUUGGAAGGGUUCCAAGACAGACACAAAGUAGGUUCAGGAAUGGGAGGUGGCCUUGGUCAAUGUCACAGAGCUGUUGGAAGCAGUACCGAGAACUAAAUUCAGGCGACUGCUUCUGAGCCAAGUGCUCUUCUGGUACCAUACUGCCUCCGAGCCCACCCUCGGGUCCUCCUGUGUUCCAGGUUCCUGUCUUUCCCUCAGUCACAGCUGUGGUCAUUCCAGGACAUGGGGACAAACCACUCUUUCCCAGCCAGGUGCCUUUGAGCCUUCCCCUUCCAAGACCUGCACACCACUUUUCCUGCUGUAUUCUCUGCUUCCAGCAUUCAUCCUCCUGGUGAUUGUCUUGAUUCUGAGAUAGUCUCUCCUUGAGUUCUCCACUGUGGUGGAGAGUGUUGGAUGCUCAGGGGAACCUGCAGGCAUGGUUUAGGUGUGCAGAGCCCGUGUAUCCUGGUCACUACACAAUACCCGAGGACAGGGUUAGAUAUGCUCAAAGACCCUGCCAGCAAGCUGGAACCAGACUUGGAGUCAGGUCAGUAUGUGCCCUUAGCCUCACUUCCCACUUGUCAGCAAGGAUGGCUCCUAUAUUCGGAAAGUUACUCUCUGUAUGAGACUCUGUGAGAGCUGAGGUAGGAUGGUUGGAGAGGCCCCUGUGUAGCCUGCAGCUCUGUUAGUCUCUGCCUCUGGCCUCAGGUGGAAGCAGGCAGGUUGGAGAGCCUGGCAGACAGAGGAGCUACUGUCUAUUUCCUUCUAAGACCCCAGAGACUGUUCUAAGUCUGUAGGUUAUUGCUGCUACUGUGUCCCCUCUUGCUACUGGACCCAGAGUCUUCCCCAGCUUGCAGAUAUUGGGUCUUGGAAAAUAGAGAAGUUUGUUCUAGGAUCUCUCAACUAGAGUGUCCACUGAUUGACUGGAAGCAUUUGGGGAAAAAAAAAAAAAGUUUGAGGGAACUCGAGUCAGUCGUUCAGGACAUCCCCUGUCCCUUCUGUGCUCUCUACCAGCAGCCUUUGCCUUAUGGGUACAGAUCACCUGCAACUGCCUCAGUCAUUCCAGGUUCUAGAGCUUUCUCUGGGGCAGGCACCUCCGAGAGCAUGAAGUUAGAAUGGCCCCUUCCACACCCUGGCAUAUGUGUAAGCAGUGGGUGCUGAUUUCCAGUGGAGGAAACUGCUGGCCCCUCCCACCCCGGAGCCCCACAGCUGUGUCAGAGGGCACAGCAAGCUCAGAACCGUCUCAGCCAGUCUUGGGUGGUGAGUGCCAGCCACCUUCGUCUGGACUGAAGGAGGUUAGCAUCCGCCAGUUUGUUUUCUUUUCUCUGUAUGUGUAUGUGUCUUCAAAGUGAGUUGCAGGUACAGGAGACUGUUAUCGAUAGUGUUGCGCUGAGGGGUAAGGACCUUCUGCCAGACCAGCCAGUGCCACAGCCGAGACUGUAGUCCCAACCCACCACAAUCUGUCUGUACCUAAAGCACCCCCAAUCUCACUGCUCAGCAGUUAAUACCUGGUUUUAGUAUUAGGUCCAGUCAGGGCAAGAACAUUGUAUUUUAUUAAAAAAAAAAAGUUUCUUAGAAUGCUAAAAAGUUUUCCCUCUGCCCAUCUGAUUUUUUUAAAAAAUGUUUGGUUUUUGUUUGAGACAAGGUCUCAUUGUGUAGUCUUGGCUAGCCUGGAAUUUGCUAUGUACACCAGGCUAGCCCUGGAGCUCAUAGAGAUCCACUUGACUCUCAAGAGCUGAGAUUAAAUGUGUGCACUUACCAGGUCCAGUCCAAAAUGGUAUUUUGUUUGUUUGUCUGUUUUGAGACAGGGUCUCACCAUGUAACUCUGGCUGUCUUAGAAAUUGCUAUGUGAUCCAGCCUGGCUUUGAAUUCAGAGAUCCACCUGCCUCUGCCUCCCAGGUGCUGGAAUUAAAGGUGUGGGAUUUAAGGCCAGAGGGUCUGUUGUCAUAUAGAAGUUCCACAUUCCAGAUCCAGUUGUUUUCCUCUAGUCUUUAGCCCACAUGUUUUCAAGGGUAAUGUUGCUUUUUGUGCUAAUGUGGCAUUUCCCUUGUGCCUAAGGUGCCCUUACCUUCAUUACCACCUGUAGCAAGGGCCAAACCAUCUUGGAGGAGGGGAAAGGGGUCCCUGAAGAGACAGGGUUACAUUGGGAGGGUCUGAGGGCACUGUGGGGUGGGAUGGCCUGUGGAACUGCCCCAGGGAGGCCAGGCUGGGCACUGUGAUGUCAGAAUGAGUGUGUACAGCUUGGAGAAGCCAGGCUGUCCCAUACCGGGCGCAGCAUCCAUGUUUCUCCAUCUCUUUCUUUCUCUGCUCUUGUUUUGACUUUGUCCUUGCUUCUGUUCUGUGGUUCUGGGGUCUCCACUUUCGAGAUGGUCCGUGUGCACUGGAGCAGGAGUAAGACCUCAGAUUAUGGCAGGAAGGGCUAUGGGGAAAAUGCCUCCUCUAACUGAGGUGUGAGAAGAGCACGGGGUACAGUGGGUGGCCAUGUGGCAGUCUUCCUCCCACGCCCCAGCUUCCCCUUCCUUAAAAUGAGGAGAUAGAGGCUACAGCAGGGGUUUCCGCAUGUCCAUGCAAGAACCAACUCUACUGUGUGUGAAAUGAGGUUAGAAGUUUGCCCCUCACCCCAACCUCCUGGCCUUCCAUGCAGUGCUGGGGUCAGGGUUGUCUGGCUCUGGGCUUGAUGCGCUUGCCAGCUCUGAGCAGGCUGGGCAAUGACUAUGUGUGUCAACUGCUGAGGGCCAGCCUGAAGGCCAGGGGAGACUCCCCACAGUGUUUCUGCCUAAGAAGUUCACUUUUCCCUCUUUCCCUGGCCUGGAGGCUACCGGAGGGAAGGGUUUUCUAUGACUGAGCUAGCUUUUCUUAUGGCAAGAGGGCUCUUUUUGUAAUUUGUGCAUGAAAUUCAUGUUAUUUCCUGGGGAGAGAAGAGGGCCAACUGAGUGGGGUGGGGUGCGCUUGGGAAACAGGCAGAGGAUUUCCUUCCCUGCAGGGGGGUGGGAAGGGUUGCAGAGGGCAUGCUACCCAGCUCACCUGAAGAGGGCUCUUGAACCAGCCGUUUUGGGUUGUGUUAAACAUGGGAACUUUCCUCCAUUAAUGUACAAUCUUGAACUAACUGCUAAUAAAAUGGGAUUCUGUUUGUA
This is a messenger RNA of Phodopus roborovskii (desert hamster), 7961 nucleotides long. It is a transcript of the gene Ndst1, whose product is annotated as N-deacetylase and N-sulfotransferase 1. Bases 583 to 3231 code for a protein of 882 amino acids. The record is from RefSeq and is a predicted model, not a curated record. Gene Ontology annotation, cellular component: Golgi apparatus. NCBI's taxonomy places the organism in Eukaryota, Metazoa, Chordata, Mammalia, Rodentia, Cricetidae. The transcript has 15 exons. Gene Ontology annotation, molecular function: deacetylase activity; heparan sulfate N-sulfotransferase activity.